GAGGAGCAGUUUGCAAACAGAGCCCCCAGCGCGGCCGGCCCGGGCUCUGCGGCGGCGACGGCGGCGCCCCUCCUCAGGAUGCCGGCCGGGGAGGCGGCCCAGGUCCAGGCCCAGGUACUGACCUCUACUGUGGUGUUGAGCCUCUUCUUGACUCUGCCUAGUUUUAUAGAAUUAUUUGAAGCAUGCAUAUGAAAAAAUAAGUGCAACUGAUCACUUUUAAUGCAAAACAUCAGAAAAAGUAAUUGAAGAAAUCUUAUUCCAUCACCAAAAGAACCAGUGAAUGCAUCUUCUAUGGUGUGUGAAUACAGCUAAAGCAAAACUUGUUUUGUUUGUGACAAGAAAACCUUUCCUGCAGUAGUCUCCAGGUUCAUCAUAUUUGUGUGUAUACGGGUGGAGAACCUCAUAAGUGCCCUUAUUUUGACUAGAGAACAACCUGAGAAGAACAGACUUCACUUUAAAACGCCUAACUGGGAACCUACCACAAGAAACAUGCCAACACAGCCCCUUUUGGCAUAUAUGGAGGGACCGGAUGGUAUAGCCAGUACUGUUGGUGCCCAGAUGGAAAGUAACGAUGCUUCAAUGCCAAUAAAAGGAACCAACACCAUUUCUUACAAAGGCUUGCAAGAAAAGUUCCUAAUGCAAGCUGAAGGAUGCAUGCCUUUGGAUUGCAUGUUUUGUGAUCAGACAUUUAAACACUCUGAAGAACUUGGUAAACAUGUCUUAACUCAACAUAGGCCUACGCUUUGUGAACCAGCAGUUCUGCGUGUGGAAGCAAAAUAUCUUAGCCAUCUUGAUAAAUGUCAAGUGAGAACAGACUGUCCUCCAUCAAAUAGUGAGAAGGAUAAUGAAGAAUUUAGCUGUGAAGUUUGUGGACAAACAUUUGAUGAGGCUUUUGAUGUUGAGACCCAUAUGAAAAAACAUAAGGAUUCUUUCACAUAUUGGUGUAAUGUAUGUGGCAGAAGAUUUAAAGAGCCUUGGUUUCUCAAAAAUCACAUGAGAACACAUACUGGUAAACCUGGUUCGAGAAACAAGCUUCAGCAAGGUUCUGAAUGCCCAAUAACAAUAAAUGAGGUGGUGCAGGAGCAUGUAACUGAAAAUGUAAUAUCACCUUACAAAAUCUGCAUGGUUUGUGGUUUCCUAUUUCUCAACAAAGAGACUCUAAUUGAGCACAGUAAAGUGCACACCAAAGAAUCUGUGUCCAGUGGUGAUAAUCCACAAGUCCUUGAUGGAGCCAAUAAAGAUGGAAUGUAUUCACGGGAUCAGUUUCUGCAGUUUUUGGACUUAAGGCCAAACUUGACUUCAGAAAACAGCAAAUUGCAAAAACCUGUGAAAUGGAUAGCUGAGCUAGAUCCAUUCAAUACAUAUCAAGCAUGGCAGCUAGCCACCAAAGGGAAAGUUGCAGUUGGCCAUGGACAGAUCAAAGAACCAGGGCAAGAAGGAAGUACUGACAAUGAUGAUUCAUCUUCUGAUAAAGAAGAACCUGGUGAAAUUUGGAAUGCAAAUAAAAAUAACCAGGUUAGCCAGACAGAAACUACAGGGAAGUCAAAGGUAAAUAAAAGCAGUUAUACAGGAACUGGUAUCGUGUCUCAAGACAAAGUGAAACAUCCCAGUGGAGAAGUGCCUUCUAUGGAAGUGGAAUCUAAAUUGUCACAAAACAAAGAUAAACCAACGCACUGCUCAGUGUGUGGCAAAGCCUUUAGAACCUACCAUCAACUUGUCCUGCAUUCGAGAGUACAUAAAAAAGACAGGAGGAGUGAUGGAGAAACUUCAGCCACCACCAGAACAUGCUGUACAGAUGUGAUUGUAACUUUGGAUGAAAAUGGAGCAGUAGAGCGAACAGAGGGAGGCUCUGAAGACGGCUCUGAAGAUGGACUUACAGAGGCCCUUCAUUUAGAUAAGAAUGAAGAUGUCCUGGAAAGAACAAAAGUUAAAAACCUUGGAGCCUCCAGAGAAUGCAGCUACUGUGGAAAAUAUUUCCGCUCAAAUUAUUACCUCAAUAUUCAUCUCCGAACUCAUACAGGUGAGAAACCAUACAAAUGUGAAUUUUGUGAGUAUGCAGCAGCCCAGAAAACUUCAUUAAGGUAUCACUUAGAGAGGCAUCACAAGGACAAGCAGGCUGAUAUUGCAACAGAUGUGAAAAAUGAUAGCAAAGUUUCGUUACAAAGUCAGGAGACAGAUCUUUUGCUGGCUGCUGAUGGUGCUCAAGAAACCAAAAAUUUGAAAAGGUGUAUCGAUGGUGCCAAAGAUGCUGAAGGCUGCCCACCUGUAAAGCAACACAAAGGGAUUGCUUCCUUUCAGAGUGUACUGGGCAGUGCAGUCCGUUUGACCGUGAAAUAUGAUACUCAGGAAUCAAACAAAGGUGCAGAUUGUAAUAGCUCAAAUCAAAUGAAUGAGAAUGCAUCCAGUCCUUCUCUGGAAAAGCUAAAAGCAGAGAACAAAGCAGUGGAGUCCCAGACAAAUGAUCUUUGUAAAAGAGGGAAAGAGACUCCUGAGGCAUCAGAAGAUGAUGUCCAGUACGUUCGUGCUUUAAAGAAUGGAAAUAACACGGAUGAAAUGCGAGGAAACACAGAAAACUGCAAAUAUAAACAUACAGUGGACUCUCAAGAAAAGCCAUUAAAUUUAUCUCUUGGGACUUCACAAGAAUGUUCAGUGAUCUCAACUAGAGGCUUGUUAGCAACCAGCACCUGUCCAUUUUGUACUUACCGAACUUUUUAUCCAGAGGUCUUAAUGAUGCACCAGAGGCUGAUGCACAAGUACAAUCCUGAUGCUGUUAACAAAAACGGUUACAGAAAUAAGGCUGUGGCCAGGGCCAGACGUACUGGGUGCCCUCCAGCCCUUCUUGGUAAAGAUGUGCUUCCCCUGUCAUUUAAUUCUAGUAAAAGGAAGGCUUCCCUGUCUACUCAGCCAAAAUUGUUGCAAACAGGAAAGGCUAAACAGUGUCCCUGUCUACAGAGCAAAGUCCCUGUGUUUCCAUUGUCUGACUCCAGCAGUUCUGCUCCAAGUAACUUGAAGGCUUUUAAACCACAGAAUAAUAUUGCAGCUCAGGCGAGUAGCUAUAGACAACCACAGCAGGAAAUGCACUCAAAUCCUAGUAUCUCUUCUGCAGUGGACAGGAUGAAAAGGCCUGAACUGAGAGUAAAAGCUCCAAGUAUCUCAGCUUCUCAACCUGUAAACAGCAGUGUCAAUGGCUCGCUUGACUGUCCCCUUAGCGAAUCUGCCUGGCCCAGUCAUCGAGGAAGGGAUUAUCUCUGUAAUAGAUCAGCAGGUAACAUAAACUUAGAAUAUGGAGAGCCAUCUUCUAAAAGAGCAAAACCUAAUCUGUUAGGUAUUGAACACUUUGACCCUGCAGUGGCCAAUUACAGAAGAUAUGGAAUGAACCGAUUUCGUGUUGCAAACAGAUAUGCAAAUAUGUUACCUCAGGAAUGCUCUCACACCAAACCUGCAUCCCCUGUUUUGCCAACCAAACAAGGGCUUCUGAACUCAGAUGAAGUUGAGUCUCCUAAUGUACUGACUGUUCUAAAACCCUAUGAGCCAUAUAGUCCUGCAUCACUUUACAGUUCUUGUGGACCUAGCAAUGGCCAAGCAACUAGCUCUUCAAUAGAAGGAAGGAGGCCAGUAGCGUACCAGCACCUGUCAAACAGCAUGCUACAGAAACGAAAUUACGAGAGUCUUAUUGGCAAUGCACACUUCCGACCAAAUGACAAGAAAACUUGAUUGUUUACUUUGUGAGAAGGUCUGAGGACUCAAAUACAUAUUCUGUGGAGUUAUAAUUUGCAGUUCAUCCCUUGAGAAAAAUGAAUGGUGAAAGCUACUGAACUAAGCUGUGAUUGUACUGUAUAUAAAAACACUACAGUUUUAUAAUAUUGGUUCUGUUAACAUUUGUACCAAAUAGCCAUAAAAAUUGUAGUCUGAACAAUUGGAUUAUGAAGUGUGGAGAAUGUAUAUUUCAAUGUUAACCUUGAGUAAUAUUUUUCUUUAGAAUUAAUUGACCAAAUAUUAGGUAGGAAUUUAUAUUUUUACAUACUUGAGCUGCUGAAAGAGAGAUCCUCUUUUGAAAAAUAUAUAAUCCUUGCACCUCAGGUAAAGUUUGUAAAUAACCAAGUUGAAAUCCUGUUGGUUUAAAUACUGCUCCUUUUUUUCCCCUAAAGGUUGCAGUGUCUCAUAUUGUGUGUGUUCUGUUAAACUAUGUUAGUUUUUAAACAGCUUCCAAAUGAAUUAUAUGAUCUUAAAUUCUGAACAUCCUAACUAAGGUGCUGACUUUCUGCUGUGCUCCUUGCCUAUGCUAGGACCUUUAAUCUAGAAGCAAAAUUUGCUUCCCUUAUUGAUAAUUUCAACAUGUUAUCUGUAAUAGCAAGGGAGAAGCAGUAUCUGUCACUUUGUCAGGCCCUUUCAUAGUGUUCUUGGAAUACAGGCAGAAUCCUCUCUUUGCAUGAAGCUUGCUGAUGAUAUUGGUCGAGAGCCUCUUAGAUGAACAUCUCCAGCAACAGACAGACUUUUAGCAGAAUGUACAUAGGACUCGCAUGAAAAAUAGGAAAUGUCACACUGAAGAAUUCAGAUGUCGGAUUUUUUUCUUGUUGUUUUUGUUUUUCACCAAACUCAAUACACUUUCAUUGGGGGGGGGAGAGGGGGGAGCGGGAAUCUUUGCACCUUUUGUCCAGACUAGAAAAUAACAAAUAAUACAGUCUUUCAGGUAGGAUCUACAGCUGCUGUCACCUCCACCUUUUCUUUUCUUUUUCUUUAUUUUUUUUUUAAAAGGGAGAUAGCUUAUGCUAUGGCCUGUUUGACUGUGUUUGGAAGCUUCUUGGUAUCUGUUGCUUACAUCUUAGUCCCAAACUCUGAGAUGUUUGAAAUUUUACUAAGGAAUAGUCUGUUGAUGGGGAGAAUUUUUCUUCUUUUUGUGAAGGCAAAACGUUUUUUAUUUUUUUUUUUCCUCUAAUGCACAUGCAAUUUACAUUUUUAAAGGGAGGAUGGCCAGUUACCAGCCAGUAAAGCUGAAAUGAAUAUUUUGACAUUAUGUUCCUUAUUGGUUUUCAUAAAGCUUCCAGUUAAAGACUUGCUCCUUCUGUACCCGGUUCUGACUUCUGUAUAUUUUAGUAAAAAAAAAAAUUUAAAAAAUAUUUUGCACUGUUCAUUUUGCUCUUUUCUUCAAAUAGCAAAUGUAAAAUAGCAACCCCAGAAAUUUGUGUUUCCAUUAUGCAACUUGAGACAUUCUAGUUGUAUGUCUUAGUUCCUGUAAUUUAAAUGGGACCUAAUUUUAAUGUCUCUGUAAACUGGCAAUGUAAUGAAGUGCUGUGUAUCAGGAAAUUGUACACUAUUUACCUUUUUUCCUGUUCAUAAGCUGAGCCAUAUGUACAUAAUCUAGAUUUUUUUCCCCCUAGUUUUGCACUUUUAUAGCCUAUUUUUUUGAAGAUAAACUCACUUGGAAAAUGGUUAAUCUAUUUUUUCUGUCUGAUCUUUCAAUGAGUCUUAUAGAAUGCAUGCUGUAACUAUCAUCUAUACAUCUUACUGGGGUAUAUGAUAAGACAUGCACAGGGCUGCAGUAAUGUAAAACCUAAUUGCAAAACUGUUAAAGAAUCUUCCUUCUUGCUGGUACAAUUUAUUUCCUAAAGUUUUCUGGCCUUUCGUCAGAUCUCUUGGGAACAUAUUGGAGAACAACAUGCCAUCGAGACUUUUCCAUAUCAUGGAAAUUGCAGCCCUGUAGUUCAAAGUAGACUUUUGCCCAUCAGUAUUAACUAUUGGGAUACUACUGGUUUUGUAUGUUUCUUUGGAGAUAACAGUGCAUAUAUAGAGGUACAAGUUGUUGAUUUUUUUUUAUAUGUAUUUAUUUCAUUCCAUUUUGUUUUAAUUGUUGAAACCUUAAGUUGUCAAGCAGUAGACACACAUUACUCAUUUAAUUUAUGAUGUAUUUCACUUCAGUUGACUAUGUUAUUACAUGUGGAUGUAAAUAUAGAUUUGGUGUUUUGCAAA
Messenger RNA from Alligator mississippiensis (American alligator), 5967 nucleotides. It is a transcript of the gene ZNF217, whose product is annotated as zinc finger protein 217. The record is from RefSeq and is a predicted model, not a curated record. Gene Ontology annotation, molecular function: DNA-binding transcription factor activity, RNA polymerase II-specific; RNA polymerase II cis-regulatory region sequence-specific DNA binding. Gene Ontology annotation, cellular component: nucleus. The transcript is spliced from 6 exons. Gene Ontology annotation, biological process: regulation of DNA-templated transcription. Bases 490 to 3714 code for a protein of 1074 amino acids. Lineage: Eukaryota; Metazoa; Chordata; Crocodylia; Alligatoridae.